AUGUCGGCCAGAUCUGCCGCUUCGGCGAGCGGUCCUACGGUUCUACGCUCCCCUACUACGGGCGUAACUAUCCAAGCAGCGGGCAAACGCGCUGGCGUCCGCAACCGCCCCACCCUAAGAACACCGCCUACAAAGGCGCCGUCCACUGAAGCAUCCCGCGCAAAGAUUCGCAACCAGAUAAUAAAUACAGUACAAGAUUAUAAUACUAAUAACCCUGACGAUAAUUGCUCGAGCGCGCCUCAAAGCACCCCCACAGAACCAACAGAACUCGAAGGGACGGCCGGCCCUACAUCACCCAACACGGCGCCGCCUCCAGGUGCCGAAUCAGCCAACCCGGCGUCUCAAGCGAGUACUGCACCUACACCACCCGCGAGCGCUCCCCAGGCGGCAAACCAAGCUGUGCCCUUGAAGUCCACAGGGCUGCUGAGCUCCGAUAGAGCGAAGCAGCACUGGGACAUUCUCAAGGAACACAAGCUGCUCCCGAGGUCGGAACCGGAGAUGACGCUGGAGGCAGUGGCGGGUGCACUCAGAGUUCUCGGGACGGGGCAGAUUAUGAAGAAGGAGAUGAUGGUGGCCGCGACGGCAGCGGGGGAGCUCAUUACCCUCAUUCUGGCGGACCAGAAGCUAGACCUCAUAGCUUAUACGGACAAGAUCGGACGGCACAUUGACGAAAAGCUCGACGAAGGCCUCACACGGUUGGCAAACAGCUUGGUCGAAAAUCUACCCUCGUGCACGCACACCCACUCAGCUGCGCCAACGCCGCACCCGGACGAACCAAUGGACGCCCAGGCCUUCUUCGACGCCGUCGUCGCAGGCCUACCCACCCCACCCGGCUCUGACCGUGACUUCCAAGCCCGCAAGGCGGAAGCUAUCUUAACUCGCCAAGUACUCUUCACCCACCGUGACGGCGACCCGCCCGAGGGCAAAUCCAUCAUUCCGCCCAACCUAGCGAAUGCCGCGAUCGCCGACCACUUCCGCGCCGCAAUCGCGAAGGGUGAACUAGAGAAGGACUUGGGUUACAGUCUAGCCAUACACUCCGUCAGGAGGGUUGGAAUGGACGUACUCGUGGAGUUUGCAUCGGAGGAAGCGGCGAGAUACGUGUUGACGUCGGAAGGGAGCGACGCGCUUGGAGACGCCCUGGAAUACCAUGUAGUUGCCAUCGGGCGGGAGUACAAGGUGGUGGCAAGGAUGGUACCGAUCAGCUUCGCGCCGGACAACCCGGACGACCUACGCGAACUCGAAGUCAUGAACAACCUCCCGGCAGGCAGCGUCCGGCGCGCUCAAUACAUCAAGCCGGUCCAGUUCCGCGCCCCAAACCAACGCUUCGCGAACGUCAUGCUCUCUCUUACUGAGCCGGAAAUCGCCAACAAAUGCAUACUUGACGGUGUGCACGUCUGCGGGAAGUGGUCCAAAGCAUGGCGGCAGAAGUAUGAGCCCAUACGAUGCGCGAAAUGCCAGAAGUACAACCAUGUAGCGAAAGUCUGCAAGCAGAGAUGGGAUACGUGUGGGGUAUGCGGAAAGGAGCACAGGACGGGGACGUGUGAGAGGAGAGGGGGGCGGUUCUGUGUGUCGUGCAACACGGAUAAGCACUGCAGUAGGGACCGGGAUUGUCCGUCAUUCCUGCGACGCUGCGUCGAGUACGACGAACGGCACCCUGAGAACUGCCGGGUCUACUUCCCCACGAACGAGGCCUGGACGCUCAAGGGCAUGGUGGCGCCGGGCGCACCCUUCGAGACGUACCAAGCUCACCUGAUGGAGCGGCCAGCGAACGGGACCGGAACACGCCCGCUGCCGCGCCUCUCAGCAGACGGUAGUGCCAGCACGGAGUGCAGGGAGUCAAAGGAGGAGGCGAGAAUUGGCCAACGAGGAGUUGGAGCGAGCGUUGGAGAAGGACAAGCCGAUGGAAGCUGCAAGCGGUCAGACUGGAGAAGAGCGGAAUGA
Peniophora sp. CBMAI 1063 is the source of this 1941-nucleotide messenger RNA. NCBI's taxonomy places the organism in Eukaryota, Fungi, Basidiomycota, Agaricomycetes, Russulales, Peniophoraceae. The record is from the annotation of a GenBank genome assembly.